This is a messenger RNA of Dermatophagoides pteronyssinus (European house dust mite), 1720 nucleotides long. RefSeq lists its product as uncharacterized. The record is from RefSeq and is a predicted model, not a curated record. Lineage: Eukaryota; Metazoa; Arthropoda; Arachnida; Sarcoptiformes; Pyroglyphidae. Gene Ontology annotation, molecular function: serine-type endopeptidase activity.
GAUACAGUAAUCAUCAGUGAGUGUCAGUCAGCCAAGCCAAUGUUAUAGUCGUUCGUUUGUUUGUUGUCCGUGUCCAUUUCAUAUAAAUAAAUACUUUUCGAUCCUUGAUUAACCUUGAGAUUGGCACAUACCAACCAGCAAAAAAUAUCAUCAUUUAUUCAUUCAUUCGAAAACUAAACAAACAACGGAUUCCGAACGGAUAAUAUCGUAUGUCCAAAAAAAAGAUAAAAUAAUCAAUCUGUCGAACGAUAAUCAUCACCGGCAUUAUUGAUGAUGAUAACCUAGAAAAAACUGGUUUUAAUUUUCGAAUGACGAUCUUUCAUUGCUGAUAAAAUUUCAUUUGAUUCAUCUACACAAACAAACACAAAAAAUGAAUAAAUUUUUCAUUUUGAUUAUUGUUUUGUUUUUAAACUUUGGAAAAGGUCGAUUGGAAAUUAUUCUGGAAAGAUGUUUACCAAAAGCGGAUAUGGAAAAUAUUUCGAUAAAAUGUUCAUCGAACGAAGUGAUUGCUAUUCGUGAAGCAUUUUUUACAUCAUCUAUGGUUGAUCAAUGUCGAUUUAUUGCCAAUGAUGAUGAUAAUAAAACAUCAAUGCAAAAGAUAAAUAGUCAACAACAACAACAAUCAUGUACCGAUGAUCUUCGUUUAACUUUAAAUUCAAAAUGUUCUGGUCAUCAAGCUUGUCGAGUAAAUCUUCGAAAAUCACACAAUAAUCAAUGUUCAGGUUAUGAUGGAUGGAUUAAUCUCAAAUAUAUUUGUGUUCCAAAAAUAAAAAUGAAUUCAUAUUGUAAUAUUAAACUAACGGAUAGUUUUGGUUAUGUAUCGAAUCCUGGUUAUCCAAAAUUUUAUCCACCAUAUGAUUGUAAAUGGAAAAUAAUUGGCUAUCCAGGUCAACGUAUACAGAUCGAAAUACUUGACCUGUCAUUGAAGGAACCAAGAUUUACAAGUAAUAAAAAACUAUUGAAUAAUUAUGAAUGUACAGAUAAUUUAGCCAUUAUUGAUCAAAAUAUACGGCGAAUAAUUUUAUGCGGUGAAUUAAAAUCCAAUCUAAUUGAAUAUCGUAGUAAAAGUAAUGAACUAGUCAUUGAUUUUCGUAGUUUUGAAUUUUCACCAACACGUGGAAUAUUUUUUCGUUAUACAAUGAUUGAUUGUCCAACAUUAAGACCACCAUCGAAUGGCUAUAUGUAUCGUAAUCAAUCAUAUGCUUAUUAUAAUUGUUAUUUUAAUUAUGUUUUCGAGGAUACUGGUCAAACAUCAAAAAUAUUAUUCUGUGAAUAUGAAACAUAUUGGAAUGGAACCGUUACACGUUGUAUUGCUAAAGAAAAUACAACAAACGAAAUCGAUGCGAAUGAUGAUGGUGAUGAUAAUGGCGACGAUGAUGAACCAAUAGAAAAAGCAUACGCAUUAAGUCAUCAACGAAAUGAUUUGAUAAAAUAUGACCAAAUCAAUAAUCAUCCAACACCACAAAUCAUUACAAAAAUUGAUGAUUUUCUGACCAAUCCAUUAACAUUCAUAAUCAUCGGUAUCAUUUCAUUAAGUAUCAUAAUAAUUAUAAUAGCAAUAAUAAUUCAUUCGAAUUAUCGUUAUGGUUCUACUGACAUAUCUAUUUGACCACCACCAGCACCUCUUUAAUUAUUUUCAAUUCAUUUUCUUUGAUAAGAAGCCAUCAGCCAAAGAUGAUGAUGAAGAAAUGGAACAUGAUGAAUAUAGUUUUUCUGUGAU